AACAGGUGGCUUUGUAUAUCUCUAUUGUAAUUGAAUGUAGGGUGCAUCCAGAUGUUUUCCAUAAAAUAGCAGCUAAUUGUUUUUCCUAGCAAAGUAUCUAAUAAUAUUCAAAAAAUUUUUUUAAAAAAGUUUCAGUUUCAGAUCAGGUGUAAUAUACUGUAUAGUGUCUGGUCUCCAGUUGGAUCUGUCUAUCAACUUGCCCUGUGUUCUGUUAUGGUCGGUUGAAGAAGAGAAAGAAAGGCAGAAUAGGUGAUCUCACCUGUGAAGAAAACUGCGUGAUCUCAUGGAGAAGGAGGGACGUGUGCCUGCGUCUGAACCUCGCCUAUUUUCCCUGUCAGUCUCAGAGAGCGGCUCCGUGUCUUACUUGCGUUUCCACACUCCAGUCCACAGAUGCAUUAUGAGAAGGACGCUUUACGGAUGAAUUUUCUUUGCUGGCUUUUCUCAAAUAAAACUGUUUUGUUUCAUAAGGAGUGCGUGGAGCGCAUGGAUCCAUAACGCGCUUCGCGUGCAGGAGCAGCAGGACGUCCUGAACUGUGGAUUCUGAAGGACACCCAGCUGGGCUUGUGCUGUGUGUUGGUACUGGGUACUGUGGUGUUUGAGGUAUUAGUGAGCGUACAGAGGGAUGGGAAAGAGGUGCUCACACCGCCGACUCUGACAGGACACCAUGGCCACCGGCGCUCUCCUGCCUCUUAUACUCGGAUGUUUCUUGUUUUUUGCUUCGGGACAAGUUGCACAGAAAGAUGGCCACUUGGACACUGUGCAGAGUUCAGGUCCUCUGUCCUGCUUCGAGGGUUUUGCAGUACUUGGUUAUUACAAUGGCUCCAUGGGGCAGACAGAUUCAGGCUUUCCCUGUCUGAAAUGGACCGAGUUCCCUGACUACAUGCUGCAGUACCCAGGUAGAGGGCUUGGAGAUCAUAGCUACUGCAGAAACCCUGACCGUGAGUCUCAGCCCUGGUGUUUCUUCAGACAGCACUCUGGAGCCAUUGCCUGGGCUUACUGCAACUGCCACCAGGGUGCAGCCAGGUUGAUGGGAGGAAGAACUAAUAAGAGUGGUCGUCUAGAAGUUUACCUGAAUGGCCAGUGGGGGACAGUGUGUGACACACACCUGACUGACCGAGAUGCAAGUGUCAUCUGUCGACAGCUGGGCCAUGGUGAAAUUGGUACUGCACUCCGGCACUCCUACUUUGGUCCUGGCUCUGGACUUUUUCAUUACGAGCGACUUGGCUGUCGUGGCAACGAGAAGUCUUUGUUAGACUGUCGGGGCAGGAAGUUUGUCUCUGGUGACUGUAAUCAUGGAAAUGAAGCUGGAGUGGUGUGUGCUGCACCUGAAGGAACUGGCACUCCCUUGAGGCUAGUGGGAGGCCAGGAGGACUUUGAGGGACGAGUGGAAGUGUAUCAUAACGGCCAAUGGGGCACGAUCUGUGAUGAUAAAUGGGAUGACAUUGAUGCAGAGGUGGUCUGUCGACAGCUCGGAUUUGGUGGUGUUCCAAAGGCAUGGACUUGGUCUCAUUUUGGCCCGGGGGUCGGGCCCAUUCUGCUGGACGGUGUACAGUGUACAGGAAAUGAACUCUCUCUGGAGGAGUGUCAUCACACACCCUGGGGUCAGCACAACUGUGACCACAUGGAGGAUGCUGGAGUCUCCUGUAACCCUUAUACAGAUGGAGCGGUGCGUCUGGUUGGAGCGGCUCUUCCAUGGGAAGGACGUUUGGAGGUGUACCAUGCUGGAGAAUGGGGUACAGUCUGUGAUGACAACUGGACUGAGCAACAUGCCCUAGUGGUAUGUCGGCAGCUUGGUUUCAGAGGACAUGCAGAAAUAGCUCCAGAUGGUGCAUAUGGGGAAGGCAUGGGGCUUAUUCUGUUGGAUGAAGUAAAGUGUGAGGGGGGAGAGAGCUCCCUGUUGGAGUGCAGCCAUGCAGAGUGGGGACGCCAUGACUGCUCCCACAGUGAAGAUGUGGCCAUACGCUGUGAGAGAGGAGGAAAUAUUGAUGACAUCACUGCAGUUCCUCUAGUCUCGGGUCCCCUAGUACGCGUGGUGGAUGGAGAGAGCCGUAAAGAGGGUCGUGUAGAAGUCUUUAUUAAUGGCGAGUGGGGCAGCGUGUGUGACGAUGGCUGGAAUGACAUCAAUGCUGCAGUAGUGUGUAGACAGCUGGGCCUUGUUGGAGUAUCUAAAGCCCGCUCAAUGGCCUAUUUUGGAGCGGGCCAGGGUCCAAUCCAUCUGAACAAUGUGAGGUGUGUGGGUACAGAGUCCUCUCUGGGAGAGUGUUUAGCUGACUGGUCGGACAAACAUAAUUGCAGGCACAGUGAGGAUGCAGGGGUCAUAUGUGAUUAUGUGUCCCAGCCAGUAGCUGACGGCAUAACAGUAACCCAGUCAUGCGGCCUAAGGCCCAACACACAGCGCCGCAGGAGGAGGAUUGUUGGAGGAGACAAGUCACUUCGAGGGGAUUGGCCAUGGCAGGUAUCUCUUUGGCUAAGGUCUCAGUCUAAAAGGAACCAUCCGCUGUGUGGCGCUACUCUCAUCAACUCCUGCUGGAUUGUCACUGCGGCUCAUUGCUUUAAGAGAUUUGGGUCAGAUCCCUCCCGAUAUGUUUUGAGGCUGGGAGACUAUCACACAGAGGAAAGGGACGACUUUGAACGCACUCUUUCUCCAGAGCGCAUUGUCAUACACAAAAAGUACCUCAGCCAGGGCUGGGAAUACGACAUUGCCUUGGUGAGGCUGAAGGGCACAGAUGGAAACUGUGUAGCUUUCAACCCACACACUAGUGCUGCCUGCCUUCCUGCUCAUGGGGACAGGAUGAAAAGGCCUGCUGCGUGUGUCAUCACUGGCUGGGGAAUAACAGACUCUGAGUAUUCACGUACUUUGCUGCAGGCCUGGCUUCCCUUGCUGCCAUCCUGGAAGUGCAAAAAACGCUAUGGCAGCCGUUUCACUGGCCGCAUGUUGUGUGCUGGAAGCCUGUCAAACCAUCGUCGUGUGGACAGUUGCCAGGGAGACAGUGGUGGCCCACUGGUGUGCCAGGGUGAAGGCGGGCGCUGGACACUAACUGGGAUUAUUUCCUGGGGUCAUGGCUGUGGAAACCCCAGCUAUCCUGGUGUAUACACUCGAGUCAGCAGGUUCAUAAAAUGGAUUGAGAAGGUUACAUUAAAUACUGCUCAACUUUGAGGAUAAAACAAUAUUCAUUUGUUUAAGUAUAGUGUCUUUAAAAUAUAAGAUGCCUGUCAAAGGACUGAGAUCAUGGCUCAUUGUCGGGACAUCACACCUGUCUUCCUCAUUCUGCAGCUCACUCAUGCAAUGUUUGUUUAUAUUUAUUUCGACUUGAAGAGCAAUGUGAUUGACAUUCUCGAUUGAGGUACAAGUAUAUUGAAUGUGCUGAAUCUACACUAUAUGGCUAAUGGUAUGUGGAACACAUAUGUGAAUCUUCUGCAAACUUUUGACACAAACACCUAGUUAUUUAGAAUGCUGUAAAAUUAGGAUGUCCCAUAAUUGAAACUAUAAAAAAAAAGUUAUUAUUAUUAUUUCCAGCAUUAUUUCCGGCAUGACAAUACCUCUGUACAAAAAUCAAGCUCUUUAAUAAAGACAUGGUUUGCCGAGGUUAGUGUGGAAGAUUCAACACCAGAUGAUGGUGUGGUUCAUCUUUACGAUGAACUGGAACUCUGCACACGCUUCAUCAUUUGGCAUCAGAGCUAUAAUGGUUAAUGCUCUUCUGGCAGGAUGAGCACAAAUCCCCACAGACUUUCCAGAAAAAUUAAGCUUGUUUUAGCAGCAAAUCUGGGACAAAGUCCACUAGAAUAAUUCAAGGCCAGAUUGGGCUGUGUUGGUCAGGUGUCCACAAACCUUUGGCCAAAUACUGUAGCUUUGAUCGAAAGGAUGUUGUAUGUAUUUUAAACCAUAUUGCACUAAUCUGCAUGCUCUUAUUGCGGGUAUUUUUCUAUUUUAAAUUGUCAGUAUUGUGUCAUCAAUAAGUGUCAUCAUAUGUGUCAUCAUAUUAUUAUUGCCUCGAACAAGAAUUUCCCAACAUUUUUCUCAACCGUGAAAAUUGUUGCAAUUCUUGUGUGGUAAUUACACAUAUGCUAGUGUAGUAGCUACAAAUUUACUUAAAAAAAAUGGCUGAAUGUUCUGGAAUAUGCUCGUGAUAUUUGCAUGAAAUGCUUUUGACAUUCCGGGUUAGCUAACCCAGUCAGAGCUUGAUAUUAGUUUUGUACAUACUCAAUGUUGAAACUUUGUUUUAUAUGCCAAAAAGUGAUGUCAACAUGACAUAAGUGUAUCUCAGAUUGUGUAAUCCAGGUGAAUGAAGUCUAUGAAGAAAAAAGUUCAAGUGCAAUUUUAACAGGUGCAUACCAUGUUGCUUUAAUGGUGCAGAAGCUACAUAUGAUAAAUCAACUUGUGAAUGUUUACAAAUAUGUUAAAUGUAUAACAUGGUGCACCUCAGAAAGACGAAAGCCAUGAAAGUCCUCCAUUCUAAAAAAAAAAAACCUCUAGAAAACAGAAACUAACAACAACAAAAAAUGCAUCCGUAAACAUAACCCUCAUCCUAAAUAUCUGUAUGGUUCAUAACAAUAUUUUUAUUUUAUAUGCAGCAAAUUCUCAAUAUUUCACAUACUUACAUGUGUUACAUAGAACAAGUUAUGCUAAUGUUAUAUUUCUAUUCAUGCCCACAUCAGACUUUUAUGUUAAAGUAUGGAUUAAACAGAUAACCAUGUGCGUUCAUGAGUUAGCAUGUCUAAAAGGUGAAUUUAGUCUACUAACUCAAUAUAUAAUGGGUGACACUGCGUUUGUAUGUCGUGAUAAAUAACAUUUUGUAAAUUAUUUUGAAGUAUUACAUAGCUAGAUUGAGCACAGUAAAUAGUACAUUUUCGUGUGUGUGUGUGUGUGUGUGUGUGUGUGUGUGUGUGUGUGUGUGUUGACAUGUCUUCAAUACAAACACAGCUGCCAGGGUUAUUUUAUUAUUAGACCUACAUACAGCCAGUAUAAAAGAAACAAGCGGUUAUUUGAUUUCUUCCAAUUGAUUUAGAAAGCUUAUGUCGGUGCAGUAACACAAGAAUGGAAAUGUUCAAACGUUUUAGUUCUGCUGAAAGAAAACCAAAUAAUUUCAUUUCCGAGCCCUACAUGCAAUAGGGCAGCAUAAAUGUGUUACAAUUUGUAAUGUAUUAUCAGGUUUUUUGCAAUGUAAACCUGUUUCUGCUGCCAAAUGAUGAUUUGUAAAUUGUAUUAUUUAUUAUAUAACCUAUUGUCAUGCACCAUAAUGUUACAGAAACAUCAGACAUAUAAAUCAUAUUAUCUGUAGAACUGCGUUUUUGUUGGUGUAUUAUGUUGGCCAAUGUGGUGUGAUUUGUUAUUUUCUCACUCAAUAUGUUAAUCAUUUACAUUUACAUUCACGGCAUUUAGCAGACGUCCUUGUCCAGAGUGAUGUACAUUAGUGCUUUGAGUCUUUAGCAAUGAAUAAAUAUACACUGGUACUCUAGAUUACAAACUUAAGAUAAAUCAGCCUACAACUCUGUUGAGUUUUUUUUUUAAAGAACCCAAACUUGGAAAGUGUAAGUUUAAAGGCUUCAGGUAGAGGAAGGUCUUCACCUGUCGCUUAAAGAUAGCCAGGGACUCCGCUGUUCAUUUAUCUAGGGGAAGUUUAUUCCACCACCUCUGUGCCAGAACAUUGAAGAGCCUUUAGUUAUACUUACCUCUUCCCCUGAGAGAAGGUGGGACCAGUUGAGCAGUGCUCAAGGUGCAAGGUGUG
Messenger RNA from Silurus meridionalis, 5726 nucleotides. RefSeq names its product neurotrypsin. Gene Ontology annotation, cellular component: membrane. The transcript is spliced from 14 exons. Bases 665 to 3157 code for a protein of 830 amino acids. Gene Ontology annotation, biological process: proteolysis. NCBI's taxonomy places the organism in Eukaryota, Metazoa, Chordata, Actinopteri, Siluriformes, Siluridae. The record is from RefSeq and is a predicted model, not a curated record. Gene Ontology annotation, molecular function: serine-type endopeptidase activity.